GGUGCAUCCUGGGUUUUGUAGUUUAACCCUCGAUGACUGGCACCGUUUUGACGUCGCGACGUCUAUGAGGCAGACAAUUUUCUGCAGAGGGAAGACAUGAAAAUAGAGGCCAGCAGCAGUUGUUGAACUGAAAACAUGUCCAAGAAAAGGGGCAGGAAACGCAGCAGCGGAGAACUGAGCGACUCGCUCUCCCCCGACCCCAACAGCCUUCUGGGUAAGAGGAUCCAGCACAGCUGGAGGGAGAAGGGUGCUCUCACUAAGUGGAAAGGCACCGUGCUGGACCGGCUCAGCGUCAACCCGUCGCUCUUCAUGGUCAAAUACGAUGGCUUUGACUGUGUCUACGGCAUCGAGCUGUUUAAAGACGAGCGCGUGUCCAACCUGCAGGUGCUCACUGAGAAGAUUGUGAACAACAAGAUUAAGGUGCCUCAUGACCCAGAGGAGCUGGUGGGGAAAGCGGUAGAGCAUCUGUUUGAGAAAGAGGAUGGAGAAAAGAACGAGUGGAGAGGGAUGGUGCUGUCUCGUGCCCCCAUCAUGACUAACUGGUAUUACAUCACCUACGAGAAGGACCCAGUGCUGUACAUGUACCAGCUGUGGGACGACUACAAGGAAGGCGACCUCCGCAUUUUACCUGAAGCAGAGAACAAGCACCUGCUGCCUGCUGACAGGAAGCCUGGCGAGGAGACAGAGAGCCUUGUGGGUAAGCAGGUUGAAUAUGUUACUGACAAAGGAGUGAAGAGAACCGGGCUGGUCAUCUACCAAGUCCCCGCCAAGCCCUCCGUCUACUACAUCAAAUACGAUGACGAUUUCCACAUUCACGUGUACGACCUGGUCAAGACCACCUAAAAUAACGGGAAUGCGGCAUACGAAGACAAAACUCACCAUCACCUCUCCAUAGCGUAAUGUCGUCGCCUCUCAUUGUACUCUCUCUCCACUGUGUGUUGCUGUGGAGGGGUGGAAUGGCACAGAUGUUUAUGGUUUUGUUCAUUCGCGUGUGUCAUAUUCGUGGACGUCACAUCACCGACGCAAGAUUAGAGAACAAAGCUGAAAGCCUCUAUUAGGGAUUUUUUGCGCUGAGCGUGUUAACUGAAUGGUAAUUGUCUUCUAGUGGGUGUGGUGAAAAGGCAGUCAGUUACAGCGAUUCCUGAUUGGGGCUUUAACAGUUUAAAACGGGGAAGCAGGUGUAUCUAGAGAUACACAGUCUAUUUAUUGACAAUUAAUUAUUUUACUACGUUUUUGUGAUAGUCAUGAGCCAAUUAAAGAUGACAACAUUUUCUGACAAGACAGAAUAUUUAGAGUAAUGGAGAAUACUUACAGAAUGAGCCUUUUGUAAAAAUUAAGGCGACUAUUUAUUUUUGCUUCCUGUUAUUCUUUCAAAAAAUUUCUGUUGCAGUUCAUUAACUAUUCUGAGUGUAGCUCUUUUCAGUUGAGUCACAAUAUUUUUUGUCAUCUGCUACUAAUAAUGAGCCUGGAUCCAAGAUGGCUGAACUUCCCAUUUUAGAGCAGAAAACCUGCCAUCUGGGCACGUCCUUUGGAGAAAUAGGAGUUAAAAUCUGAAAUCGAGAAUCAAUGUGAUUAUAUGAAUCCACGCCAGGUGAAAUUUUAGUUUCUUUUAAAGUUUGGUUUUUUUUUUGAGAGGCAUAAAAUCUUCAGCACACAAAAUUGUCCAUAUUCUUUGUCCAAAAUUGCACACAAAAUUGUCCAUAUUAUUUGAUUCAGAACUUGCAGAAUAUGUUGUUGUACAUAUAUAUAUAUAUAUAUAUAUAUAUAUAUAUAUAUAUAUAUAUAUAUAUAUAUAUAUAUAUAUAUAUGAAAGUGAGAGACAUAAAAAGGAGGCUCUUCUGUUUUUUUCCUGCCUAAUAGACAAGAAUUAAUGGUUUGUUUGUUUGCUUUUUAAUAGCUCUACAUUACUACAAAUGGAGGUUAUGUUAAAGUGUGUUGAUUUAAAGUGUGUUCAUUUAAUUCAUCCAGUAACCAUAUAACAUUUAAAUUGUAUACUUACUUUUCUCUGUAGUCAGGUAGGAUCGUUAUGGGGUUGUCUACCUAAGUGACCCCACUUUAAUUUUACAUUUAAUUUAAAGCAAAUCUAUCCAGCAGGCUGGAUCUUAAGAAAAAAAAAAUCAGACCGAAAAAUGAUUUCGAAACUAAAAUGGAUUUCCUUUUAUUUCUUGAAUUGACAGGGUGUAUCAGGGGAUGACUGUAAUGAGGUAAUCUCUAAUAGUUGCCUUGUUGUUGAGUUGAAUGGCACUUUUUGCUCUUUUUCGACGCAGUUGAUCCGGAUAUAACGCACUGGGGUAAGAAUGUCAUUACGAGAAAAGUUUUCGUGAUAGAGGCUGAGUAAGUACUUCCGUACACAUCAGCACUGACUGGUAGUAUUUUGUGUGAGUCAUUCAGAAUAUUGGACUUGACAACGAAGUGACAUUAGAGUCGCAUCUCAUUAACGAAUUAACCGAGUUGCUACCAAACCAGCAUCAUAUAUUAUAAAUCUUGGUCUGUGUUCCAUUGUACAGAAUCCUACAGACCUCCAAGGCUUUUUUUUUUCCCCACUUGAGCUAAUAAAUUUAAUAACAUGGGAGCGGCCCUUAAGAUGGCGGCAAGAUGAAGCCAGUAAUACGACUGAUGUGCUCACUUGGAUGUAAUCCAGAUUUUUUUCAGUGUCAGUGACAAAGCACAUUAAGAUAGUCCUGUUUACAGCAGCAGAUCAGUGUUUGCUGUUAGCACUUGUGUUAUUGUAGUCAAAUUUUUCAUAAAAGGAUCCAAUUAAUGCUUAACAUUAUGUCCCAGCUGUAUAAUAGUGUAUACAGUAUCGUGGCUGCGUACUGUAUUUUGCUCAUGCAAAUUCUAUUAUUUUAAUAUUUUAAAAAUGGCAACUAUAGGAUUUCUGUAGUUAAUGCUUGGCAGAUCCAUAAAUGAAGCCAUUUCUUUUCUUUUGUGGCAUUGAUUAUUUAAAAUCCACACAAAAUUCCUACCAUUCAGAAACCAAAAGGAUAAAUUAAAAAAAAAAAAAUCACUCAGUUAAUUGACACCAGUGUUUCAUUAUGGAAGAUAUUUACCCAGCCUGUUUGUUUAUUCUCUUCGUCCCCCAUGAUAAAUGUACAGCUACUAGCAGCACAUAUAAUCAACACAUUCAUUUAGUAACUGCAUGUAAUUCAGAGACAGAAACAUUAAUAAUUAGAUCACUCACAAUGUUCUCCUCUGCAAAAUGGUUAAAAGGUGUAAUCUUAUAUGUACUUAAAUGUAUUUUUUGUAAAUAAUGCAUAUAUGCUUGAAAUGGUUGUUUAUUUGUUGCCAUUUUUGCUCAUAGCAGUCGCACUUUAUUUUAGCUUUAGUCUGCCUCAGUGAAAGAGAAUUGACCUAUUAAUUCAGGCGGAAUCAUUUUAUCUUUAAAGAGCAACUCCAGCAGGCUUUUUAUUCAAACUUGUUGUGGAGGAAGGGUUGACCAUUGACAGAUGCAUCAUUUUAUUCACUUCUUGAUGUGUAUUUUGGUCCAUUUGAAAGAUGAGUGUAUUUGCUCCCGCAGCAAAACUUUGGCUGGUCUGUAUAAAACAGCCUGUGUUGUGUUGCUUCUCUCAUCUUUCUUUUAGAAGUUAGAAGUGAAAAGCAUACCAGACUUUGGUAAAUGUUCAUUUUAAACCUGACACACUAAGCUAAUUUUGGCAGGCUAAUAAACGCAUUUGAUAUGUAUAUAGUGGUAAUGUACGUUCAUAAUAAUCUGAUGGUCCAAUGCAGACAAUUUGCACAAGAUGUUUAUUACAUAUAGUAACAAAGCAGCAAAAGGAAGCUCAGUGCUUUAAUAAAUGAAACAUGUUGCAGGUAGCAUGAAUUUAAAAGAUUGACCUGCACAAUAAAUAGUGAUUACAGCUCCAUUAUUGGAAGAAAUUAUGUGCUGGACUUUGAUUGAUGUUAUAUAUGUUUGACGGAGUUCUACUUGAGUGUUGAAGCGUACUUCUUCUGGAUUGAUUUAGUGCUUAGACCCCUAAAAGACAGUGUUAAGGAGUUCGGAAUCCGUGACCACAGUUUUUUUCCCGAAGACAAAAACAAUUAAGACGAGUAUAUCAGUUGCCUUGUAGUAUUUAUUUAUUAUUAUUAUUUUUUUUAAUACUUCUGAGGUACAAGAAAAAUUUUUUAAAUCCUACUGUUUUCUCCAGUUUCUCAUUUGCAGCCUACCACCACUAUCUGGUCCCUAGAAAUGAACAAAUAAUCAAAAUAAAAGAUAAUACAGUUGAAAUUUCUGUUAUUUAAAUGAAAUUUGCUGGAGUUGCUCUUUAAACUGAGUAAAACCACAGUGAAUGGGUAAAAGAUACGCUGAUGGCAAUCACCAAAGGAAAAAUUGAUUCUUCUCUCAUUUUGAGCUAGACUUCACAAUGUAGCUGUCGUAUCAUUAUAAACUAAGAUUAAAUUAUAAAAUGUGAGGCACCUUAAAUUUGAUUCUAAUUUUAAAAAAAAACAAAAAAAAACUUGCUAUCAAAUAUAUCUUUUCUGAAAUGGAUUGCUUUUUUUUUCCCCCUCCCAUUAUAGAACUUACAAGCACAGUAUGCCUUUAUGUAAGUUUGGUUGCAGCUCACUCUCUUACGACUUGGGAUUAAAAGUUAUAGUCAGAUUUCUCCCUUGUAGCAUUUGUUUAUGUUCCUGAUGAAAAUGUACAUUUACAAUUACAGACCAAAUGAUUAUUUAAUAGUUGUUUGAGGAGGCGAUUUAAAGGAUAACACGGGGGUGAAGGUCUGGCGGGCGUCUUGCUUGAGAUUCAUGGUCAGAACCUUCUUAAUGAAAAUGUGAGAGAGUCUCAGGCAUGGUUUUUCUCUCAAACCCGUGAUGUCGGAUAACUCCUAUUUUCAUCAAGCAUGUUUUAAAAGACGUUCAGAUCUGUUUAUUGAUAAAGAAAAAUCUUGUCGCAUAAAAUAUGACCCUGGUGUACAACUUACUUGCUGUAUAAUGUCAUUGAGAUGAAGUUUGACCGAGCUGUACAGUUUUAACCUCUUGUCGAUGUAAAUAAAGCUUCUUGGAUGUUUCCAUAUGCUUUAUAGUAUUCAGAAUUACAUUUGGGUGGAAAUAUCGUGUAUUCACCUGUACUCAUUUUAAAAGAUUGUACUAUACUUUAUUUCUGAUCUCCAUCAGUUUUGCUUGGACCGAAGGGGAAAUACUUGUCGAUGUCAAUCCUUAAGAGAUUUGAUUUAAGCACAUUAAUGAUGUAUACUCACUGUGCAUUUUCAGUUGCUUUCACCCUCGCUAAUUGUGAAUAAGUAAAUCUCUCUCUCGCUCCUCUGUAAAUGUGAUUUAUCGUACGCUCUGCAAGCUUCCAGUAAUCCCCAGCACCCCAGUUCUCUCUUUGAUAUGUGUUCCCGUUAGUUUGCUGCUUUUUGCCAAAGUUAUCUUUUCCUUAGGCAACGUUCACAAGUGUCAAAACUGUUCCUGUUGUCUGUGUAACGAUGCUAUAAUAAAAAAAAUAAAUAAAAGAGAUAUUUUUUGCACUGA
Messenger RNA from Pangasianodon hypophthalmus (striped catfish), 5469 nucleotides. Its product is annotated as spindlin-W. NCBI's taxonomy places the organism in Eukaryota, Metazoa, Chordata, Actinopteri, Siluriformes, Pangasiidae. The transcript has 5 exons. The record is from RefSeq and is a predicted model, not a curated record. Gene Ontology annotation, biological process: gamete generation. The coding region runs from base 136 to 843 and encodes 235 amino acids.